AUGGGAGCUCCUGGGAUGCAGCAGGAGACCUCCAGAAGACCUCCGUCUGGGGGUCCCUUGGGGGCCGCCCCGUCGUUGAGUAGCAGCAGCAGCAGCAGCAGCAGCAGCAGCAGCAGCAGCAGCAGCAGCGACAUGAGGCCCACUCCCCAAAUAAAGCGGCGUGCCCCACAGCAGCUGCAUGCUCCUGCCACCACGGAGGCCCCUACUGUACCCUCUGGGGGGGCCCCCCGGGGCCCUGGGGGGCCCCCCGGGGCCAAACAAAGGCGAUUGGCAGCAGCAGCAAUUAGAGGGCCCCUUGCUUUCUCCGGAGAGGCUCCCAGUAUUGGCAGUCUUACACGGGACAGUGCAGCAGCAGCAGCAGCAGCAGCAGCAGCAGGGAGACCUGCAGCUGCUGUGUCUUUGGAACCAGCAGCAGGUGCUGCUGCUGCGGCGCUCGAGGCCCGCAUCUUUCCAAGAGUUUCAGGGGCUCAUUGCUUCCGAGAAUACGCGCAGCAGGUGCUGCGUGCUGCUGCUGCUGCGCUGCAGCAGCAGCAGCAGCAGGUGCUGCGAGCUGCUGCUGCUGCAGAGCAGCAGCGCCUGGCAAUGAAUAGCUGCGGGGGUCCCGGGGGCCCCCUUUAUGCCUUCCCACAAACAUGUCUUGAUGAGGGUUUCUCAGAGGGCCCCCUUGACGCUGCAGCAAAGCUGUUGAGAAAACUGUGUGCUGCUGCUGCUGCUGAUUGCUGCUGCAUCGGCCGUGCUGCUGCUGCUGCUGCUGCUGCUGCGGAGAUGCACGCAGAAGAGUUCGUGCUGCUUCAGCAGCUGUGUGCGGCGCUGCUGCUGCUGGGGGCCCAGAAGCUCCCCGAGCCCAGUUUGCUGCAGCUGGAAGGCCCCGCUGCUGCAGCAGCUGCAAUUAUUGGAGUGGAGGAGCUGCUGCUGCGUGCAGAGAAGGCACAGGGGGGCGUCAUAGACUAUAGCAGCAGCAGCAGCAGCAGCAGCAGCAGCAGCAACAGCAGCUGGUGCUUGUCGAGCAGCAGCUGCCAGGCCGCGCUGCUGGGAUGUCUCCUACGUGUGCCUGGCGAGGGCGGCGGUUUGCUGCUAUUUGCUGCUGCUGCUGCACUGACGGGUCCCCAGAAAAAGCCUGAUUCAAGAAGCAACAAAGAGCAGCAGCAGCAGCAGCAGCAGCAGCAGCAGCAGCAGCAGGAACGGAGUUUCCCUGCCGCAGUAGCGUGCACCACGUGGGGCACUUUUAGCAGCAGCGCCUUUGUGUCUCUGGAGCUGCAGCGAGAAGGGGCCCCAGAGAAGCAAGGGGCCCCCCUUGGUGCUGCAGCAAGCAGCAGCAAAUCAGCACAGCCCCCAACAGCUAGUACCCUUUCUGGGCGCCUGGCCCUCUCGGGGGCCCCGGGGGGCCCCUGUCUCGUGGCUGUGCGGCAGUGGCAGCUGCUAGCUGCGCAAAGUCGCAGGCGCAGCCGCCCAGCGAGCUGCAGCAUGCAGCAGCAGCAGCAGCAGCAGCAGCAGCAGCGGCUCUUGCUGCAGCAGGCUGAGGCCACAACUGCUGCCCACACAGCCAAAUACCUGGGCGCAGCUAAUAAAGGCCCCUCUCCCACAGAAACCAACUUGCUGCAUUCUCUUGAGGGCCCACUGGGGCACCGAGACCCCAGGGGGCCCCCCCAGGGGCCCAGGGGGCCCCAGGACCCCCGGGGGCCCCCGGGGCCCCUGGGGCCCCUGGGGCCCCCGGGGCCCCUGGGGCCCCUGGGGCCCGAGGGGCCCCUGGGGCCCCAGAAGCCUGGAGCUGCGGUAGGUACUAGUAGAAUUAAAGAAGAAGCUGGAGAAGGAGACAGAAUAAUGCUGCGAGUUGUUCCGGGGUGUCUUUGUUUUGCUGCUCCCUCAGCUGUGUUGGUGCCGCUGCAGCAGCAAAGACACGGACUGUCAAAGCAGCAGCAAGCUGCUGAUGGAGCAGCGGCGCGGGGAGGUGCAGAAGCAGCAGCAGUAGCAGCAGCACCAACAGCAGCAGCAGCGGCAUCUGCAGCAGCGACCACUGCAGCAGCAGGGCUUGUUGCAGAUACAGCAGCAAGGCAAAGCCAAGCAGCAGGAGGGGCAGCAGCAGCACAACGAGGCGCUGCAGUCGCAAGCCGGGCAGCAGAAGCAGUAACAGGAAAAGGAGCAGCAGCAUCAGCAGCAGCAGCAGCAGCAGCUUCUGCUUCAACUGCUGCUGCAGCGCCGCUGCAAGGCGGGCCCCGCAGCGGUGACUCGCUUGCAGACGCAGCUUCUAAGAGCGGGGGCCCCCCUCCUGCAGCACAGGGGCCCCCCACUGAGUCGUUGUGGGCCCCAGUUUCGUGCCCUUUGAGGGUAGCUGGGGAGGCCCCGGCAGCAGCAGCAGCAGCAGCAGCAGCAGCAGAAUCAGCUGCGCAUGCAGGCAUUUCCAGCGCCCGGCUACAGCACGUAGGCCCUCCAAAGCCCAGAAACAUUCCUUCAGCCUCAAGGGCCCCCUGCGGGUCUCCAGCACCCUACGGAGCUGCCUCAGCCUGCCCUGCUGUUUGCCUGUGGGGCCCCCAGGGGGCCCCAGGGGCUCCAGGGGCCCCAGGGGCUCAAGGGACCCCACAGGCUUCAGGGGCCCCAGGGGCCCCAGGGGUCCCAGGGGCCCCAGGGGCCCCAGGGGGCCCGGGGGCCCCAAGGCCCCCGGGGCCCCCAGGGUCGUCGGGGGCCCCAGGGGUCCCAGGGGCCCCCGGGGCCCCUGGCGUGUUGUGCUGGCCCGGAGAGUUUGUGGGGCCCCCUCGGGGGUCUUUGGUGGUAUACGGGCUUGUGGUGUCUGUCUCCCCGCUGCUGAGUCCCCCUAGGGACACAGCUGCUGCCAUUUGUGUGGCGCGGCUGUCUUGCCUUUUUGUAGGAAAGCUGCUGCAGCAGCAGCCCAAGCAGCAGCAAGUGCUGCCCCACGGGGCCGCAGCAGCGCAGCCACUGAGGGGCCCCCACAGCCCCACUUGGGGGCUGCAGCUGCAGGCGAGAAGCAGCAGCAGUUGCACUGGGGGCUGCUGCCGCUGCUCGCGCUGCAGCAGAAGCAGCAGCACAGGCGGCCCUGGUGGCAGCAGCAGCACGCGCCAAUCCAGCAGCAGCAGCACAAAAGGUAGAAGUCCAGGCAGCGACAACUGCAGCAGCAAAUGCUGCUGCAGCGAAGCAGAUGAGGAAUUGUUCUUUUUUUCCUCAGCAGCUGCAACUGCCCGACUGUGCCUAAUGCCGGGCAAAGUGGCUUGCGUUGCGGGGGUGCAGCUGCAGCGCCUGCGCAGCAAGAAGCAGCAGCAGCAGCAGCAGCUGCUGCGGCUUGUUGCUGGCCCCGCAGCUUUCAUAGCUCAGUGGCAUCUGGGGGAGCUCAAGGCAGCACUAGAGGCCUCGCAGCAGCAGCAGGGGCCCCUGACUCUCUUUGCUGAAGGGGCGGUGCAGCAGGAGGAGGAAGUGCAGCAGCAGCAGGAGCAGCAGGAGCCGGUGCAGCAGCAGACGCGCAAGGAGUCUUUGCUGCUGGGCGCAGCAACACUGGGGGAAGAGCAGCAAAGUCCCUUGCUGCUGCUGCUGCAGCAGCUAGUUGGCGCCCUGGGGCCGUCGGCACUCUGCGACGGCCGUCUGCCGUGGCUGCUGCCGCUGCUUCCCAUUCGCGGUGAGGCAGCUGCGCCUGCUGCUGCAGCUGUGCUGCUGGCAGCCAGCAGCAGCAGCAGCAGCAGCAGCAGCAGGGCGCUGCAGACGCUUCGCAGCUGCCUAGGGGGCCCCGAUGCCUCCGGGACUUCUUUGCUGCUCUUUCUGGGGCGCCAGCUGCAGACAGGGGCCCCCUUUGAAAGCUUAAUGGCACAGCCUGUUUGCUUCCAGGGGCCCGUCACGAGCUGCCGCGGCAGCAGCAGCUUCGGGCUGCUGGGGGGUUUGCUGCAGUGGCAAGCCUUUCCCUGGUGCCUCAGCAGCAGCGCCGAGAGCAGGGGCGUUGUGGGCGGCUGCGGCGCCUUGCUGCUGCUGCUGCAGCAGCACUUGGGCUGGCGGGACUUGGGCGCCAGCGGCCGAGACAUUCUGCGCAGAGCAGCACGAUGGGCAGCAGCAGCAGCAGCAGCAGCAGAAAGUGCAAAGCCUUGUGCGGGCUGUGGGGCCCCUGCAGCAGCUGGUGGGGCCCCUCGGGGAGACAGAGACGCCUUGCAUGCAGCCUGGGGGCCCCCGGAGGCCCUCCCCGUGGCCCUCAUAUCCAGCAGCAGCAGCAGCGUGCUGCUGCUGGGGACCCCUGCCCUAAGGGGCCCUGGGGCGGGGCCUCUGGGGGGACACAGCUAUUCUCAGGAAGACAGCAGUUUCGCGCUGCAGCUGCUGGCAGCAACGAGGCCACACGCUUCGUUCCAGCGAUGCAGCAGCAGCAGCAGGCGCAGCAGCAGCAGCAGCAGCAGAAAGCACGAGAGAAUCUGCUGCUGCUGCUCCUGCCGUGACAGCCGCAGGGGCAGCUUCUGCCCGCGAGGGAGCUCUUCUUCCUUUAUUCAUAAAACGAGGCUUGAAGAGGACACACAGCCACAUCCAGCAGCAACAGCAGCAGCAGCAGCAGCACUUGCAGCAGUCCAUGGAGCCGCAGCGGCCAUACGAACUGCACCUGCUGCUGCAGCUGCCCAUGGAGCGCCAACAGCAGACGCAGCAGCAGCAGCAGCAGCAGCAGCAGCAGGAGACGCCGAUGCGGCCCGCGGGAGCACCUGUGGGGCCGAGAGCCCCGCAGCCGGAGGCCCAGAAUCCGAGAACCCUAGCAACAGCAGCAGCAGCAGAAGCAGCAGCAGCAGCAGCAGCAGCAGCCCUCCACUCCUCAGCCUCUUGUGCUGCAGGCACGCGUCGGCAGCUGCGGAGAUUCUUCGCAAGUUUCCAGCUUUGUGGAUUCGCGCAUUUUUUGGCUGUCUCCACGCUGCAGCGGAAGGCCCUGGACAAGAGGGUGCAGCAGCAGCAGCUCCGGCUGCUGCAGCCGCUGCUGCUGCUGCUGCUGCUGCUGCUGCGGUCCGCUGGCCAGCAGAGGCAGCACACGGCGCCCCAUGGUGCGGCUCUCCCCACACUUUGUUGCAGCCAUUUGUGGGCCCCUGUGGUCUCACAGGCCGCUGCCCCAGAGCCUCGGAGGCGUGGGGCCCCUGGCAGCCUCUGCAGCCCCAGGAGGUAGACUGCAGCAGCAGCAACAGCAGCAGCAGCAGCAGCGGCAGCUGUGGGGGGCGCAGCGGAACGUCUCCAGGGUCUGCUGCUGCUCUGCCUGCAGGAGCAGCAGGAGCCUUGUGUGGGGCCCCUGCAGCAGAUGCUUCUUUGGGGCCCAGGGCCUUCAGCUCAGUCUCUUUUUGGCUGCUUCGAGACGCUCAGCUGCUCCUGCUGCGGCUGGUGCAGCAAACUGCUGCUGUUGCUGCAGCGAAGGCGUUCUGCUGUCUCUCGGCGGCAGCAGGGUGGCCCGUCCCGUGCUCCUGCGGGGUGCGUAGCAGCCGCUGCUGCAGCAGCUGCAGCAAGGGCGCCUGCUGCUGCAGCAGCAGAGCAGCGGAGGCCCCGCUGCAGGGCCGAGUGGGCAGCACAUUGGCUGCUGCUGUUGCUGCAGUGGCUUUGAAUUCGCUGGAGGUUUCUGCUGCGCAUAUGGCGCAGCUGCCGUCCCUAGGAACUCCGCAGGCAGAGUCAAGAGCAGUCUUUUUCAAGACCUGCUCCAGCAGAACUGGAGCCAGCAGCAGUUGCUGCUGCUGCUGCUGCUGCUGCUGCCAGUCACUAGGUGCAGCGAGAGCAGAGGCUGCUAGCUGGGAGGCAGCAGAGGCCUCGAGGAGAUACACGAGGAAACUCUGCGCUGAUGUGCUGCGGUGGCUGGCGCUGCUGCAGUGGCACGAAGCCCGCGUGCCUGUGGCGGAAUGCAGCAGCAGCAGCAGCAGCAGGGAAGCAGCAAGUGGUGCUGUCGGCGCUGCAGCAGGCUUUAGGGAAAGCCUCGUUCCCUCCUACGACUCAUUUGGAGUCGCUGCGCCAGCUGCUCCUGACACAAGGGCCUCAGGGGCCCCUAGUGCUGAAGCUGCUGGGGGUGGCGGUGCUGCUGCUGCUGCUGCUGCUGCUGCUGCUGCUGCCGGUCCCUGCGGCUUCCCCGAGGACUUGCCGCUGCACCGUUUGGUCCCAUUUGCUCCUCUGCCGGAGACACAGACUCAGGAGGCCGCCGUUUUGCUUCUCUCGACCGAGGGCACACUCCAGCGUCAGCAGCGGCUGCAGCAGGCGCAGCAGCAGCAGCAGCAGCAGCAGCAGCGGCAACAGCAGCAGCAGCAGCAAUGUGACCAACACAAGCCCGGCUCCGCCUUACGUCGCGCACCUUCAGCAACAGCUCUGCGGGAACAGCGACAGCGAGAACCGUGCAUGAGGCAGCAACAGCGGCAGCAGAAGCAGCAAGAGGUGCAGCAGCAGCAGCAGGUGAAGCUGCAGCUGCAGCACCGCAUGCAGACAUUUCCUGCAGUCAGCUGCACUGCUCUUAAUGCAGUGGACUCUGCUGCUCUCUUGGCAGCAGAUGACGUCUGCGGCAUCGCGGGGUUUUUGCAUAGCGGGCCUCCGCCGCCGGUCUUUGCUGCUGCGCCCACGACGGCUUUCAGCAGCAGCAGCAGCAGCAGCAGCAGCAGCAACUGGACCUUAAGUCCGGGCCAACGUAGUCUCUGCGGCAACUUGCUACUGCUGUCUGACCAGUCGUUAACAGUGCCUCUGCUUCUGCUGCCCUCCUGUCCUCACAAGUGCCCCCUAAGUGCUUCUUCCCGUUUGCUGCAGGACCUGCUGCCAGCAACAGCAGCAGCAGCAACCCCUUGGCGGCGCUCUUUGUGUGUCUCUCUGGAUCGUUGCUGCUUAGUUGCUGCUGUCUUUGUUGAGGCCCACCCCACAGCCGCGCGGCUUGCCGCUGCGCUGAAGAAAGCAGCAGCAAAGCGCCGGCCGCUGCAGCAGCAGAUGGCUGCCUCUUCUGGGAACGGAGCCGCAGCAGAGGGCCAACAGAGACAAAGGCAAAAGCAGCAGCAGCAGCAGCAGCAGCAGCAGCAGCGGCGGCCACAGAGUGAGAGGGCGGAAAUGUCAUCUCUUUCUGCUGCAGCAGCUGCUGCCUGCGGCUCUGUAUUUAUGCAAAGCUCUCCACUCGGCGGUUUCAUAUCUCUUCUCAUUUGUCCUGCUGCAGCUGUGCGCGUGACGCACUGGUGCCAUUCUGCUGCUGCUGCUGCUGCUGCUGCUGCUGCUGCGCCACAUCUGUCUGGACCUCCCCCAGCGGGGGGCCCCAAAGAGCUGCCUGGUGUUGGCAGCUCUGUUGGUUGUUUUUAUUUCUUUUUGAGGAACAAAUGCUGCGUCGCGCUGCCUCUGGAAACGGCAGCAGCAGCUGCUGCUGCUGGGGACUCGCAAGGAGACUUCCAGCAGCAGAUUUGCCUCAUCCAGGGAAGCGCUUUUUGUCCCUUAAAGGACCCUUUGCCCAAUGGGAGUGCUGCUGGGGAGGGGCCCCAGCAGCAAGACAGCCUCAUAGUAAAGGACGGGCCCCCCGCUGCUUCGGCCCCGCAUGCUGCAGCACAGAGGAACGCAUGCAGCGGCAAGAAGCUGCUGCUGCAGCAGCCCGCAGCUGCGCCUGCUGCUGCAGCAAAGCCUCAACGGAGACAGUCCCUUCGCCUCGGCCGCGAGGUGACGUUUCGCGUGCCGCCGGAGCAGUUUGCUGCCCUGCAGCGGCUAGCCUUCUACGUGGUACUGCAGCAGGUGCCGCAGCAGGCAGCAGCAGAAGCAGCAGCAGACGCAGCAGCAGCAGCAGACGCAGCCAAGAGGCGCACUCCGGGUGUUUUCUGGGAUCCCCAGCUCCCGGAAUCUUUCUUUUACAGAGAGGUUUUGGCAGAGCCUCUUUUGGAGGAUCUCCAGCUUCGCAGCUGGGCGAGAAGCGGCCAGUGGGCAGCUCCCGCUGUGUGCACUGAGCAGCGGCAGCAGCAGCAGCAGCAGCAGCAGCAGCAGCGGCAAGCUGGCAGCAAACGACGCAGGGAGGCCCCAAACUCGCUGCCUCCGAUGUCUGCGUGGACCUUCAUACGCUGGACUGCCGCUGAGAAAGAGGAGCAGCAGGAAGCAGCAAGGGGGGCCCCCUUCUCACCUGGGGGCCCCAGGAGCAGCGCCGCUGUUGAGAGGCCCCCUAGUGAGGAGGAAGCAGCCAAGUGGCUCGCAAGGCAGCUCGAUGAAGAGGUUUGCUUCUGCGGGCGUGGACUUGGGCGGGAGCCAGCAGCUGCAGCGGCAGCCGCUGCUGCUGCUGCUGCUGAUGCUGCAGCUGCUGCUGCAGGCGGCCCCAGCCGCUGCCCUGAGUGCCUGCUGCUGCUGGCUCGGUGGACUCUCCAGUGCCGCUCAGCAGUGCAUGCGGAGACCCAGCGGGCCCACAGCUCGGUCUCGGGCCUCAUGGCAGCAGCAGAGAAGUGGCUGGGGAGUCUCCCGCCCGCGCUGCUGCUGGGGGCCCCUGGGGCCCCUGCUGCGCCGAAGAGGCCCCGGGUUUCCCUCAAAGGGUUCACAGUAGCAGACAUUAUCCUCCAGCCGCUGCGCCAGGGGGCCCCUGCCGGCGAAAAGCCCCAAGAGGGUUUAGGAGGGGGCCCCCCCCGGCGCGUGGACUGGCUGGUUGUCAGGCUGGCGGGGGCCUCCUGGUUUGGGGCCCCCGGGCCCCGGCCGCGGGGAAGUGUAAGAAACCACAGCCCCAGCUGUGGGGCCAGGGGGCCCCCCGGGGAAGACGCGGGCUUUGUGGACCUCUGGGUGCCCCCAGCUGUUGUGCCUGGGAGAUUCGAUUUGCUGCAAGUUGGCAUGCAGGUAAACUUGGGGCCCUGCCUGCUGGUGCUGCGGGCGGCCCCUCCGUGGCCGCAGCCCUUCCGGCGGCUCCGCGCAGCAGCUGCGGCAGCAGCGCCAGCAGCAGGGAAGGCAGCAGCAGCAGCUGCUGCUGCUGCUGCGGCUUCGCCAGCAGCAGCUGGGGGCUCUGCAAUCCCCAUCAGCAAACAGAGCUUGGGACUGCUGCCAGGGGAGACGCUGGGGAGCUGGCUGCCUCCGCUGUUGAGGGCCUGGGCAGCAGCGCUGGGCGAAGCAGGUGGGGAAGGCCUGGGGAGGCCUUUUGCUGCUCGCUGCUCCAAGUGCAUGCGCUGCAGCUCUGCAGCAAGCCCCACAACCCCGCUGGGAGAGCAGCAGCUGCUGCUCUCCCUCGCCCUGGGGAGUGCCUUUCCCUGUGGCCAGGCCCGAACCUCACAGCCCUCUGGGGGCCCUGCGUGGCUGGCGAAACCCCCGAAGUGCUGCGGCCUGCAGCAGCAGCAGCAGCAGCAGCAGCAGCGCCAGGGCGCCGUGGGAAUGCAGCAGCAAAAGGGCUGCGUGGCACUGCAGCAGCAGGAGCCACGGGGGGAGCCCCUGGGUAUGGCUGGAGCCACGGCGCUGUGGGAAGUGCUUUUGGAGGCCACCCCAGCAACAGAAGUGAGCUGUGUUGGUUUUGCUGCUGCUGCAGUUUCCCUGAGAGCUAUUCCCUCUCGACAAACAGUGGAGGGCCCGCCUUUUGUUCGGAAUACUUCUUGGCUGGGAAGCAGCAAAAGCCCGCCACGGGUCCAGCCAGCUGGAGCUGGGCCUUUGCUGCCAGCUUCUGGCCCUGCAGCAGCAGCUGCUCCCCCCACCCACCCGCUGCUGCAGCAGUUGCGGCACCGCUACGCUCUUGCCCCCGGGGGGCUUCCGCUGAGUGCAGCAGAGGCGGCAGAGGCUGAGGCAUUAGGCCAGGAGCCUGCGGCCUCCGCGGGUUCCCCAGCGCAACCUCUUUGGCUGGGGGCUGGCCCCCACUUCGGCAGCAGCAGCAGCAGCUGCUGCUGCUGCUGCAGCUGCCUUGGGGGGAAAAGAGCCGCGGGAGAGUCUCCCGGAGUGCCAGUGAGCCUCAGACUGCCUCCUUUAUUUCGUGGGACGGAAAACAACUCUCGUCCGGCAGCGAGAGCUGGGGGCCCCCUUGCAGGGGCAUCCCGCCCCAAGGCCGGGGGCCCCCUUCCAGGGGCCCCCCGGCCUUGCACUAGCCACGCUGCUGAUGUCUGGCCUGGCCCCACAAAAGGCUGUAGUCACAGCCAGCAAAGCAAGGGGGGGCAGCGCAGCCCACGCAGUGGUGGCUGCUGCGUGGCUAAGGCUAAGGGGCAAGAGUUGGGGGCUGGCGUUGGUGCUGCUGCUGCUGUCCCCUUUGCAGUGUCCCCACAGAGGAUAAUAAACACUUCGGCCUGUGGCCUCUACUGCGGGUCGGUGGAGGGCCUUUUGGCACUGCACCUGUCUUUCGUGUGCCGCCGUUGCCUCAGCGAGCCCAGCAGCAGCAGCAGCAGCAGCAGCAGCAGCAGCAGCAGGCGCUGCGCCUGUGGGGCGGCUGCGCAAGGCGAAUACGACAUGAGCAGCAGACUUGGGGGCAUUCAAAUGGGGGCCCUUGUUGCUUUUGAAGAGGCUGCCACAGGGAGACUGCUGCUGGUCCUUUUUCAAAAUGCAGCAGCCCUCCGCCUGCUGCAGCACCUUGGCUGCCUCAGCCACUCCACGGACGCAGAGGCGCUUGACGCAUGCGUUGCAGCCAUCGUGCAUGCGCAGACAGAUCAGCAGCAGCAGCAGCAGCAAGACCUGCUAGCGAGCAGCAGCAACGGGGCCCUCGUCUACGGCGCCCUGUGCUGCGACGCAUGCAACACUGCCGCCAAAUGGGUGCUAAAUUCAGGCGAGGGGUUCUUAAAGGGGGGCUCCAACAUUCGAGUCCGAAAGCGAAUCCGAGUGGAGGGUCUUAUACGCCCUGUUGGCCCUUUUCAAGCUUGCUGGCCUCGUGCUGAGUUUGCUGCUGCUGCUGCAGCUGCGGGGGAUGCUGGUGCAGCGGACCGCACGCGCUACUUUGGGCAGCAGCAGACACUGUGCCUCCCGGUCAUUUUUGCAGUAGACUGGGUAGCUCUCACAGCAGCAGAUACGCUGCUCAACAUUCACAAUGAGUAUAUGGACUUGAUGCAGCAGCAACACUAG
Messenger RNA from Eimeria necatrix, 10938 nucleotides. RefSeq lists its product as hypothetical. Gene Ontology annotation, cellular component: nucleoplasm; brahma complex; SWI/SNF complex. NCBI's taxonomy places the organism in Eukaryota, Apicomplexa, Conoidasida, Eucoccidiorida, Eimeriidae. Gene Ontology annotation, biological process: positive regulation of DNA-templated transcription; regulation of transcription by RNA polymerase II; chromatin remodeling. Gene Ontology annotation, molecular function: nucleosome binding. Bases 1 to 10938 code for a protein of 3645 amino acids. The transcript has 2 exons. The record is from RefSeq and is a predicted model, not a curated record.